Molecule: messenger RNA, 7633 nt
Organism: Jaculus jaculus (lesser Egyptian jerboa)
Lineage: Eukaryota; Metazoa; Chordata; Mammalia; Rodentia; Dipodidae
Gene: Osbpl8
Product: oxysterol binding protein like 8
Exons: 26
Coding region: 483-3266 (927 amino acids)
Cellular component (GO): intracellular membrane-bounded organelle; cytosol; membrane
Molecular function (GO): cholesterol binding
Source: RefSeq, a predicted model, not a curated record
GAUCUGCUUGCUCAAGAGAAGCAUAGAGCUGACCUCCAGAACUUCACCAGAAACCUCCCCUCUCCUGGUGGUCAUUCAGCAGUAAAGACCACAAUGACUGGGAUUGCAGGCUCUGGGAAACACUGACUGGUUUAAAAUUGUGACUUCCUUGUCUGUGAGCUAUGUGACUCUGACAAACUUACAACUGGGAAAUUAUUUUUAAAGUGGAGAAGAAGGGGCAAUAAUGAAGAGACUUUUCCAGCACCUACAUGGAAACAGCAAGACUAAAUAAAAGAAGUUUCAAUGGGAUGGUGAGACAGACCCCAACAGAAAACAAAGAGAGUUUUGCUGAUACUGAUACCACCAUGACCCUGGAAAAGGCCCUUCGGGAUCUUAUGCUCUGGCUGCACCUUUCUUAUCUCUGGAGAACCAGUUCCUGGACUAGGAGGUGAAGCUCAUCAAAAAGAUGACACAGCUCUGCAGGUUGGUGGGAGCCCCAGACCAUGCUGGAUGCUGGGGUUUCCAGACUUGUAGGAUGGCUAAGCAUUAAUGGAAAGAGAAUCAUAAACGUAUCUUCUUCAAUUAUGGAGGCAGGCUUAGCAGAUGGAGAACCUGACCGAAGUUUGAUGUUGCCAUAUUCAGAAGUUGCUGAAGUUCAAGAGACACUUGUUGGUGAUAGCAAAGAUGUUCUUGGGCCAUCAACUGUUGUAGCACACAGUGAAGAGUCUCCACUUCUGACAGCAGGCAAGAUGAGUCAGCGGCCAGGGAAAGACGCUUCUCCAACACCAGCUAAAGACUCACACAGUCUCAGUCCAGCAAGCCCUCACAACCAGGGUUUUGAAAGAGGAAAAGAUGAUAUUUCUCAAAAUAAAGAUGAUUCUUCACUUUCUAUGUCAAAAAGCAAGUCUGAAUCUAAACUUUAUAAUGGCUCAGAAAAGGAUAAUUCAACAUCAAGUAAGCUUACAAAGAAAGAAUCUCUUAAGGUGCAAAAGAAAAAUUACCGUGAAGAAAAGAAAAGAGCCACAAAGGAGUUGCUCAGCACAAUCACAGACCCUUCCGUUAUUGUUAUGGCUGAUUGGUUGAAGAUUCGUGGAACUCUAAAGAGCUGGACCAAGUUGUGGUGUGUUUUGAAACCUGGGGUGCUACUGAUCUAUAAAACACAAAAAAAUGGUCAGUGGGUUGGAACAGUCCUUCUGAAUGCUUGUGAAAUCAUUGAGCGUCCAUCAAAAAAGGAUGGCUUUUGUUUCAAACUUUUCCAUCCUUUGGAGCAAUCUAUUUGGGCAGUAAAGGGCCCAAAGGGUGAAGCAGUUGGAUCCAUAACUCAGCCUUUACCCAGCAGCUACUUGAUUAUCCGAGCUACUUCAGAGUCAGAUGGAAGGUGCUGGAUGGAUGCUUUGGAGCUGGCUUUGAAAUGCUCUAGUCUUCUUAAACGUACAAUGAUCAGGGAGGGAAAGGAACAUGACCUGAGUAUUUCAUCAGAUAACACACAUGUGACUCUUUAUGGAUUAUUACGUGCUAACAAUCUCCACAGUGGUGACAACUUCCAGUUAAAUGAUAGUGAAAUUGAAAGACAGCAUUUUAAGGACCAAGAUAUGUAUUCUGAUAAGUCUGAUAAAGAAAAUGAUCAGGAGCAUGAUGAGUCUGACAAUGAAGUGUUGGGCAAAAGUGAGGAAAGUGACACAGAUACAUCCGAAAGGCAAGAUGACUCAUACAUUGAACCUGAGCCUGUUGAGCCUUUGAAGGAAACUACCUACAUGGAGCAGAGCCACGAAGAACUUGGAGAGGCAGGUGAGGCUUGUCAAACAGAAACCGUGUCUGAAGAAAACAAAAGUCUCAUCUGGACUCUGCUAAAACAAGUCCGUCCUGGAAUGGACCUGUCCAGGGUAGUUCUGCCUACAUUUAUUUUGGAACCUCGUUCUUUCCUGGAUAAACUUUCAGAUUACUACUAUCAUGCAGAUUUCCUGUCUGAGGCUGCUCUUGAAGAAAAUCCUUAUUUCCGUUUGAAGAAAGUAGUGAAGUGGUAUUUAUCAGGAUUCUAUAAAAAGCCAAAGGGACUGAAGAAACCUUACAAUCCUAUACUUGGUGAGACUUUCCGUUGUUUAUGGAUUCAUCCAAGAACAAACAGCAAAACUUUUUAUAUUGCUGAGCAGGUAUCCCAUCAUCCACCAAUAUCUGCCUUUUAUGUUAGUAACCGAAAGGAUGGAUUUUGCCUUAGUGGUAGUAUCCUGGCUAAAUCCAAGUUUUAUGGAAACUCCUUAUCUGCAAUAUUAGAGGGAGAAGCACGGCUAACUUUCUUGAAUAGAGGGGAAGAUUAUGUGAUGACAAUGCCAUAUGCUCAUUGUAAAGGAAUUCUUUAUGGCACAAUGACUCUGGAGCUUGGUGGAAUAGUCAAUAUUACGUGUCAGAAAACUGGAUACAGUGCAAUACUUGAAUUUAAACUAAAGCCAUUUUUAGGGAGUAGUGAUUGUGUUAAUCAAAUAUCUGGGAAGCUUAAAUUGGGAAAAGAAGUCCUAGCUACUUUGGAAGGCCACUGGGAUAGUGAAGUUUUCAUUAAUGACAAAAAGACUGAUAGUUCGGAGGUUUUCUGGAAUCCAACACCUGACAUUAAGCAGUGGAGAUUAAUAAGGCACACUGUAAAAUUUGAAGAGCAGGAUGAUUUUGAAUCAGAGAAACUGUGGCAGCGAGUAACACGAGCCAUAAAUGCCAAAGACCAAACAGAAGCUACUCAAGAAAAGUAUGUUUUGGAAGAAGCUCAAAGACAAGCUGCCAGAGACCGGAAAACAAAAAGUGAAGAGUGGGCUUGCAAGUUAUUUGAACUCGAUCCACUCACAGGAGAGUGGCACUACAAGUUUGCAGAUACCCGACCAUGGGACCCACUUAAUGAUAUGAUACAGUUUGAAAAAGAUGGUGUCGUCCAGACCAAAGUGAAACAUCGCACUCCAAUGGUUAGUGUUCCAAAAAUGAAACAUAAACCAACAAGGCAACAGAAAAAAGUGGCAAAAGGCUAUUCUUCCCCAGAACCUGACAUCCAAGACUCCUCUGGAAGUGAAGCUCAAUCUGUAAAACCGAGUACACGAAGAAAGAAAGGGAUAGAAUUGGGAGACAUUCAAAGUUCCAUCGAAUCUAUAAAACAAACGCAGGAAGAAAUUAAAAGAAAUAUUAUGGCUCUUCGAAAUCACUUAGUUUCAAGUACACCUGCCACAGAUUAUUUUCUGCAACAGAAAGAUUACUUCAUCAUUUUCCUUCUGAUCUUGCUUCAAGUCAUAAUAAACUUCAUGUUUAAGUAGAAGUUCUACAAUUGAAUCAGUGAACUAGAAAGAUCAGGUUUGGCCUGGGACCACUGUUCAAAUUGGUAUGAUCUUUAUUUAUGCAUCAUGUAUUUAAAGACAAAAACAACCUAGGAGAUAAAUGUAGAGGUGUCUACCUUUAAUAGCUUUUUUCUUUAACCUGAAACAAGCUAUCCCACUUGGUUAUUAAAGUGAGCUGUGUAAGUGCCAGGACAUUUCUAGCUUUUAUGAGAAUGUGUCUACAUGUGAGUCUAACAGAUCCACAGGUGCACACAAAAACUCUUAGAUAACAGUAGUCUUUGUAUUCUACAGUAUGUUCUGAAUAUACCAGUACCAUUGCUCAUAACAGAAAUGUUAUCAAUCUUAUAAAUAUAUGAAUAGUAAUCUAUUUUCUUCAUAAGAGAGGCACACAACUUUAAUCAAGGAAUUACAGAUGGGAGAAUGAUGGAAUAAUAAACAUACUAUAAAUAAUUCAGUACAUUGCACUGUUAAAAUAAUUCCUAAGUACCAAGAUCAAUUGUCUUCUUAGAACACCAAGAGAAAAAUUAUGAAUAGUCAAACUUAAUAUAUUGUGAGAGACAUGUAGCAAUUUUUUAAAAGUUUACACAAGACUUUUUAACCCCUAGAAUUUAAUUUAAUAUUUGUAGAUACAGGUAUAUAUAUACUGAAGUGUAUAUCAAUAUUAAAAAUUAGUAAGCAGCUACAUGGAUCUAUUCAUUUUAUUAUUAUUUUUUGAAGGCAGCCCAAUAGACUGCCCCCCCCUUUUUAAUGAGAGGGCCUGAGAGAGAGAGAAAGAAUUGGCAUGCCAGGGCCUACAGCCAAUGUAAUCGAACUUAAGACAUGAGCGCCACCUAGUGCGCAUGUGUGACCUUCAAUCACCUUGUGCAUCUGGUGUAUGUGGGACCUGGAGACUGGAACAUGGGUCCUCAGACUUCAAAUGCAAGCGCCUUAACUAAGCCAUCUCUCCAACCCUCUUUUCAUUUUAAUACCACCUUAAGCAGCUGCUAAAAAUGGUAUGGUCAAGUUGAUUGCUGUUCUUUUUUUCUUACUAAGUCAGCUGGUCCGUUGCUUCUCAGCCUUUUGGCUAAGAUCAAGUGUAAGUCAACUAGUCUAUUAUAUAGGCCAAAUUCUAGAGAUGUGUAUAGGGCAUAUGAAUGCUGAGAAUUCAUGUUUUUUUAAUGAAAAACAAUGUAGCUUUCAUAUAGACCUUACUUUGCUCAAUAAAUGAGUAGAACAGUAAAAUUACAACUAAUAUUUUACUUCUAAAGCCAAAAAGAGAAGGCAAUAAAAAAAAAAAGACAUGGUGGCCUUUAUGUGGAUAUUGAAAUUUGAUUUCUUGAAAAUGUGCAAUAAGUUGAGCAUUAAAGAGUACCAAGGUAUGAAGAUUAACUGUUCAUUAUCCGCUCUAUUCUUAGUAACUUCUUUCUGCAGGAAAGCCAGUUCUUAAGAUUCCUUUGUUCAAGCUCAAAUUUAUUUCAUCAGGGUUAUUUUUUACCUGUUUUUCAGUUGAAUAUUUUGAUUUUGUGUUAUGGCAUAAUUCAUGGCUCUCAAAAAUAGGUUUUGAAAAGUUAGUUAAAAUUUAGGAGCAUGUCCUAAAAUAUAUCUUAGAUUCCUGAAAGUAUACAUUUUAGAAGGGUUUAUAAAACUAAAAAUGUAAAUCAGAAAGAAUAAUUGCUGUGAUGAUAUCUGCCUUUGACUAAGAAGGGGCUGAGAUGGGAGUAAAGUUAUAAUCAGCUCUCUAUUCUAUGACAAAUGUAGAACCAAGAGAUGUUUACUACAUUAUGAAAAUUGAAAACUGAGGGUGUUUUUCUAACCGGUGUAGUGAUCCUUAUACCCUUAAGCCCUUAGGUUUCUAUGAAGAGCAAUCUCCAGUGUAGUAUUGGCAGAACAGAGCUAUAUUCCAUAUGUACACAUGAAAAUAUUUUUAAACUUAAUACCAUAAAUAAGAUAUACCUGUAUCCAGUUUCACUAUUGUAUUUACAACAGUUGGGGCUUAGGGUUAUAUUUCAUAUUUGUCAAUGUAUUUUUUUGUAUUCACAUUCUACUACCAAUAUUGUGCUCAACUGCCUAUUCAUUGACAUGUGAUAUUUUGUAAAUAUUGUACAACUUGAUCUUUGUAUGAUUUAAAUUAUUAAUUUAUAUUAUAUAUAACUUGAUUGGCUGAUCACUAAACAUCAUCACUAAUCCCAGGAAACUUAAAAUUUUUGUUGAUGACCUGCUUUAGGGUCUAGGUUUUAUCCACUUGUAUGUUGUUUUCAGUUGGUCUAAAUAAUGCUUUGUUUGUAUGAAUAUCUAAGGCUGGAAAGGUCAUGAUUUAUUUUUUAAAUUUUGUUUUAGGGCAGAUGUUAUAGGUUCUUACCCAAAGACUCAAAAACUGAAGAGCAGGGUUAUUUGUGACUGUUUCUUAUACACUAAAAGUAUAAAUCUAAUUAAUUAGUUCUAUACUUUUAGUAGUAUGAGUUUCUUUCUAUGAACUGAACAUAAAACUCAGGAAUUGGUGGCUUAAUUUUAUGUCAGUAAUUAUACUGGGCUUAGUAUAUAAAUCCUUUAAAACACAUAAUUAACUUUGUAUUUAGCCAUACUUUGUAAUUGUCUUUGAAUGUUCUUUACCUGAGAUUAAUCUUUCUUCAUAUGUGGGUUCAUAAUGUAUGUAGUCACAUCUACAGUUCCAAAUUGUCUGAAAGCUUCAUGAUGGUUUCUAGGAUUUAUGAGUUUAUGACCAGUCUUCUUUAUCAAAAAUUAUAUUUUCUCACAUGAAAAAUUAUGAGUAUUAAUAAUGAUUAAAAUUUGCAUUUUUAAGAUGUUAAGUGAAAUUUAUUUUCAGUUAUCCCCCAUUUAGUGAGAUGUUGCUGGCUAGGAAAAGACAAUAAAUAGGCCAUUUUAAAUGUUACAUAAGUUAUAGCAAUAUAUCUUUCAUUUGUAUUUCAUAUCAGUACUUUUUGUAUCACUUAUAAAGGUACAGUGGUAAUCUUUGUCACAGCUCAGUUGACAAUUGCAUUCCAUUGAAAAGUUGGCCUUGCCUUGUAAGAUACAAUUUUCAUUUAAUAGUUCAUGCUUUUGUGCCUUUAAGAAUAUGCUUGUCAUUUUUAUGUUACAGAACUAUCAUAUGUUGAAAAUGUUUCUAUGCUUAUUUGUCAUAAAAAGGUCAUUUCUCUGUCACUUUGUUUCUUUUUAUAUAGCUGAAUAAUAUUUUAGCUGUAAUGCUGUACUUUUUUAAGGGUUUGUCUAUCUCUUUCAAAUAUUCAUACUCAGACAUCAUUGAAGUAAAACUUGUCAGAUUAUUCUGAGUAUUGUAAACAGUGCCUUUUUGAUGGAAUUCACACUGUUUUGGGUGUCAACUCGUGCCAUAUACACAAAAUUUUGUGGGAGGCAGUUUUAACUUUUUGAAGAAUAUCUUCAUCAAAAUUUAAGAAAAUAAAUGUGUAGAAUUCCAACUUUUUCCAAUGUUUAGCAUUUCUAGUCAGCAUAAAAUAGUUUUGUUUGCUUUUGUGUUUAACAUACAAAGAUGAUGGCAUUACUGAUAAACCAUACAUGAGACUGCAGAUUAUUUUGAUUUAUAUUAAAUGUAAAGGAAUAAAGCAUCAGCAUUUAUAUAAAUUUUCUCAUUUGAUCCAGUGGGGGAGACUUCAUAAAGUAGUAUGUUUACAUUUCACCUAUUUUAUUUGACUAAGUGUGAAAAGAGGUUCUUUAAAAUGUAUAAUCUGCCAUUAUUAUGUAAUUUGGUUUCAUUUUGUUCUUAUGUACUGUGUGAGUUUAGCAUAUUUUAUUUACUUUUUGUUACAAUUAUACUAUUUUUGUAACAGUUUUUAAUGGGAGAUGGACUGUUAAAAUUGAAUAGGACCAGUGUCUUAUUAAGAGUCACAAGCAACUCAUGACAAAAUGAAUGUGGAUAUACUUUCUAAAGUAUUUAGAAAAUUUGCUUCUUCAUUUCUCACAUGAAAUUUAGUGUUACAAUGUUGAAUUUUUCAUUUAAAAAUAUGCCAUGAAACAUUUGAAUGAUGAGCCACUGAACUCUAGUUGAUUUUUUUAUUUCAAUUUUAGCAUGAUAAAUAUACAUCUAAGUUUAAAUACCAUUUAUUGGCCAUUUCUAAAUCCAAGCACUACCACUGGUCGGUUUUAUAUGACAGAAUAAAAGUAUGUUACCUGCAGUGUAAGUAUAACACACUGUUGAAUUCUUUUUCUUAAGGUGCAUAGUCAAUGUAUAGAUAGUCAUAGGCUACUGUUUUGUAAUGUUACAUUUCUAAUCUAUUAUUCAUAACCUGUUAUAAAUGUUUGCAGAAGGAAAGGAUUUUUCUAAUGAUCUGUAACAUUAUGUUAACUUGUACAAGUAGGCAUUCUAAAUAAAGUUUUUAAAAAGAACAAACUGA